UGCCCUGCGCCCAGUCUGUAUUGUGUCUACCCGUGAAGUCAGAGGGGAGAGAUUGAAUCCGUGAAAUAACCUCCGAUUGUUUGUCCUGGACUAGUUUCAAAACAAGCUGUGACAUGGAGGUCAGCGCUGAGGCCAAGAGGAUCAUGGUCGUGGCUCUGGGGAAACUGUACAGCUCCCGUAGCCAGCGUGGGGGUCUCCGUCUCCACCGGAGCCUCCUACUGACUCUGGUGAUGAAAUCCGCCCGGGACAUGUACCACGCGGCUCAGGCGACGGCGGAAAGCGUCGCACCAGGAUGUGAAGAACAACAACAACAUCAUCAACAAGAAGAAGAACACCCGGCGGCUCAGACGACCCCAGAGCCCACUGGAGCUCACGUGGAGUUCCAGGGUCCCCCUUCGCUUGUCCACCGGAGAGCCUCGGAUUUCGCCCCGACAGGAGCAGAAAACAAGGAGAAUCAGUGCCCGACUGGCCCGGCGCAACACUCGAGGAAAAGACGAGGCAAAGCAGCCGCUGAGCCGGACUUCCUGCCUUGCAAGAAAGCAAAACUUGAACAGGGAAACUGCUCUCAACAGCUUAUUGUAAACCCCGUCUUGGUGGACUACGCGAACUGCAGUAGUGGACUGGGAUCAACCCCAACCCCCAUGCCCCUACUGAGAGCCAUUGCAGCGUGUUGAAACCCUGCUAUAGCCUCGAAAUUGAAAGGCGAUAAACUUUCCCACACGGCCUACAGGAGCCUGAACGCGCCUACAGCGGGCCUGCCCCAGGGUCAGUUGGUUGAACGCUGGGGAUAGCGUGCCUUCAUGGGUAGUCAAGUCCCAGACGCUGACUCUGAACAAGCCGGAGCAUGUUAAAGGAAUCACGGAAGCAGCCAAGUCGGUGCGAAGUCGUCCCCAGUGACUUUUGACCUAAAUAUGGAGCCACAGCUUUCUGCAGGGACUGAGAUCAGCUGGUUGAGUCGGACCUACAGGAGUUGGUUCAUCUGGACCAUGAACUGCCUUUCGUAACAUUUACAAGAGUCUGUUAGGGCACUCUACUCAGCAAAUGUAACACUUUACGAGUGUGUAUGUGCUGAAUUCAAGUGGAACACAUUCAAUGACUGCAACUACCUCAGUAUUUAUUAAACUUUUUGUACUAUAAGUGAA
Molecule: messenger RNA, 1142 nt
Organism: Lates calcarifer (barramundi perch)
Lineage: Eukaryota; Metazoa; Chordata; Actinopteri; Centropomidae
Gene: ier2a
Product: immediate early response 2a
Exons: 2
Coding region: 114-674 (186 amino acids)
Source: RefSeq, a predicted model, not a curated record